Truncatella angustata is the source of this 2500-nucleotide messenger RNA. Its product is annotated as calponin homology domain-containing protein. Gene Ontology annotation, molecular function: actin filament binding. Gene Ontology annotation, cellular component: actin filament; actin filament bundle; cytoplasm. Gene Ontology annotation, biological process: actin filament network formation; actin filament bundle assembly. The transcript has 4 exons. The record is from RefSeq and is a predicted model, not a curated record. Bases 322 to 2283 code for a protein of 653 amino acids. Lineage: Eukaryota; Fungi; Ascomycota; Sordariomycetes; Amphisphaeriales; Sporocadaceae.
AACUUCCCGCCGUUCAGUUCACGUUGACCCUGGGGCUCAAGACUCGAGGCUUCUAGACUACAGGAAGUUAAGAUCAGCCAGGGCGCAAAGCAUUGCUCUCGAAAAAUAUACACGAAUUCUGAACAAUUGUUGCUUGGCCUGCCGAAGAAAACCCCAAACCAAUACAAACCUACGUUUUCGCUUUGGCAGUUCGAAGACAGCUACCAUCUUCCGUACUUCCUCAACGACAACAGACACCCACUACAACCCCGCGCCUUGGGUAAACCCCUCGUCAACGCAUAUUUGCAUGAGAGAUACUCGGCCGCACACCAAGUUGACACCAUGAACGUGCUCAAGUUACAGAGGAAGUUCCCUCAGUUCGAGCAAGGCGACAUCUUCGGGCUUACUGAUGCUUUCCGGAAGCUCGAUGUCGACGACAAGGGAUACAUAGAAGAAGCAACUGCUAUCAAGGCAACCCAGCAAAGCGAACGUCAGCCCUACGAUGUUGUAAGACAGGCACUGAAGGAAGUUGAGCUUGACUCCUCGAGACGAGUCGAGCUCGAGGACUAUGUCGGGCUCAUCGCAAAACUCCGUCAAUCGUCGCCGGCACAACAGCGCAUGAACACAGGAGGCGCUGCCAAGGCCGCUGCUGCUCCAGCACCAGGUGUUGUAUCGCAGAGAACCGGCGGCGGCGGUCAUGCCUCCAAGGGCAGCGUGGGCAGGAUCCACGUCCAAGGGUCUAAUGCUAACACCACGCAUACCAUCAACGAGGACGAGCGAACCGAGUUUACCCGCCAUAUCAACGCCGUGCUGGCUGGCGAUCCCGACAUUGGCGCCCGUCUGCCAUUCCCUACCGACACUUUCGAGAUGUUCGACGAGUGUAAAGAUGGUCUCGUUCUUGCCAAACUGAUCAACGACAGUGUACCUGAUACUAUUGACGAGCGUGUUAUGAACGUGCCUGGUAGAAAGAUCAAGAAGUUGAACGCCUUCCACAUGACGGAGAACAACAACAUUGUUAUUGAAUCCGCCAAAGGUAUUGGCUGCUCAGUUGUCAACAUCGGCAGCGGUGAUAUCAUCGAGGUCAGAGAGCACUUGAUCCUGGGUUUGAUCUGGCAGGUCAUUCGGAGAGGUCUUCUGGGCAAGAUCGAUAUCAAGCUUCACCCUGAGCUGUACAGAUUGCUUGAAGAGGACGAGACGCUCGAGCAAUUCCUUCGUCUACCUCCGGAGCAGAUUCUCCUGAGAUGGUUCAACUAUCAUCUCAAGGCUGCAAACUGGCCCCGCAGAGUACAGAACUUCUCGACUGACGUUAAGGAUGGUGAGAACUAUGCAGUACUGCUGGCUCAGAUUGGCCACGAGUAUGGUUGCAGCCGAGCUCCUCUCCAGACUCGGGAUCUGCUUCAGAGGGCGGAAGAGGUUCUGCAAGACGCCGACAAGCUGAGCUGCCGAAAGUUCUUGUCUCCCUCAUCUCUGGUUGCCGGUAACCCCAAGCUUAAUCUUGCUUUCGUAGCCAACUUAUUCAACACUCACCCCUGCCUCGACCCAAUCACAGAAGAGGAGAAGCUCGAGGUUGAGGACUUCGAUGCUGAAGGCGAGCGUGAGGCCAGAGUCUUCACCCUGUGGCUCAACAGCUUGGACGUCCAACCUGCUGUUGUGUCAUUUUUCGAUGAUCUGCGCGACGGCACUAUUCUUCUUCAGGCCUACGACAAAGUCAUCAAGGGAUCAGUGAACUGGCGGCAUGCGAACAAGCGGCCUGCUCACGGUGGCGAGGUCAUGAGGUUCAAGGCUGUGGAGAACACAAACUAUGUCGUCGAGCUCGGCAAGCAGCACGGUUUCUCUCUGGUCGGCAUUCAGGGCGCUGAUAUAACCGACGGUGUGAAACUCCUGACACUUGGACUCGUGUGGCAGCUCAUGAGGAAGGACAUCACAUUGACUCUCUCGGCACUUGCACAACGUUUGGGCAAGCGUGAGAUGUCUGAUGCUGAAAUGGUCAGAUGGGCCAACGAUCAAAGCAAGAAGGGUGGCCGGAAUUCAUCGGUCCGAUCUUUCAAGGACCCUGCCAUUGCCAGUGGUGUUUUCUUGUUGGAUGUCCUCAACGGUAUGAAGAGCAGCUACGUUGACUACGACUUGGUCACUCCUGGUCAGACCGACGACGAUGCGUACAUGAAUGCCAAACUAGCCAUUAGUAUAGCAAGAAAGUUGGGCGCUACCAUCUGGCUGGUGCCCGAGGAUAUCUGCCAAGUCCGCAGCAGACUUGUCACGACUUUCAUCGGUUCUCUGAUGGCCACCUCCGAGAAAAUGCAGUGAUUGAGUGCGAGGGAACCCGACUGCUGGCACAGCAAGUAAAAAUGGUUUGUUAGGAAACUACGUGGUUUUCCAAGUUUGUGAGGUUCAGCCUGUUCAGCCGUCAUAGUAUUAAAAAAUUACUCUUACCAAGCUAUGCAUGUUUCUACGGAAGCAGUCACAACAAGCCAAAUGCCGUGAAAUAGUGCAAGCUCAUGCAAUUAACAGGCUCCGUAAUGCC